Messenger RNA from Mycosarcoma maydis (corn smut), 2496 nucleotides. RefSeq lists its product as uncharacterized. The record is from RefSeq and is a predicted model, not a curated record. The coding region runs from base 1 to 2496 and encodes 831 amino acids. Lineage: Eukaryota; Fungi; Basidiomycota; Ustilaginomycetes; Ustilaginales. The transcript is spliced from 2 exons.
AUGUUCAACUUCAUAGAGUCUCACACAGAUGUUACGCCUCUGGCGCAUCUCUACAGGUAUGCGCCUGCCUCGCUGGUAAACGUGACCGCUGUCGCUUCCGUCUUGGUCGUACUGGUUGGUGCAGCUGCUGCUGUCAGCCAAAAGGUCCGCGAUGCGCUGGUCUUCAGCUACACUUGCUUUCUUCAGCCACUCGGAAAGACAGCCAAUCAGGCCGAGCGCCUCGACAAGUUCUACCAGAACCAAGCCAACGUCUACGACUCGACGCGCUCGGGCCUUCUUAAGGGCCGCACCACGAUGCUCAAGCUGUGUGCUGCGCAGCUACGCGAUAUGCAGGCUUCGAACCCGGGCAAGCCGCUCGUCUGGGUCGACAUCGGUGGCGGCACCGGCUGGAACAUCGAGCAGAUGAACCAAUUCUUCCCGAUCGACCAGCUAUCUCAGGUGUACUUGAUCGACCUCUGCGAGCCUCUGCUCCAAGUGGCUCGCAAGCGAUUCGCCGCUAAGGGCUUCAAGAACGUGCAGGUGCUCUGCCAAGAUGCUAGUCAAUUCAACAUGCCUGGUCUUGCGGCUGGACAAAAGGUGGACCUGUUCACGUGCAGCUACUCGAUCUCGAUGAUUCCUCCGUUCUACGCUGUGCUCGACCGUAUCAACGACUUGCUCGACCCUGUCACUGGUGUGUUUGGUGUUGUCGACUUCUACGUUUCUGGUAGCAGUGGCCCAUUGGCCAAAAGUCCUAUGAUCGGCGGUGACACGCGACGCCAGUGUGGCUGGCUCAGCCGAUGGUUCUGGAGCAUGUGGUUCUCGUUUGACCACAUCGAGUUGCACCCAGCUCGGCGUGACUACCUGGAACACAAGUUUGGCACCAUCAAGUGCUACAAUGGGCGCAACAACUUUAUCAUUCCUUUCAUUGUUCGUAUCCCCUACUAUAUCUGGCUCGGCGUCUCGCGCGAGCGUGACACGACCAAGGCGAUUCAGGCUUUCGAAGUGGAAUCGGGCAACCGAGUGGUUGUGCCGCCUUCGUUUCCUGAGCUCGCGUACAUGCACAACGGCGAGGCGCACACCACACAUUCCAUUUCUGCAGCCACUGCCACUGCCACUGCCACUGCGACCGGCAUCGACGCAGACGAAGAUGCCAGCAGCCGUUUCGAGCCCGCUCGUAGGCUGCUGCGACGACGCGUUUCGGAAGCGACCACGGAAAGCGACGCCGACUCGGACCGACCGCUCAAGCUAGAGCUGGGCCCACACUUCCCACUGAGCUCUUUCCACUACCAGAAGCGACAGUGGCGUCUUCCAUUUGUGGACAACGAAUUCAGCGACAUGUUUCGCACUUGGAUCUACGGCUUCACCUGGGAAGACCCUUAUGUCGACAUGCAGCACCUCGAUCUGGGCAAGGAUGACUCGAUCCUGUGCAUUACUUCGGCAGGCGACAAUGCGCUCCACUACGCUGUGGCGGGAAAGCCACGCCGGAUCCAUGCUGUCGAUAUGAAUCCUUGCCAGGGACAUCUGCUGGAACUCAAGCUGGCGUGCAUCGCCUCGCUCAGCUACGAUGAAAUGUGGCAGAUGUUCGGCGAAGGCCGGAUUGACAACUUCCGCGAACUGCUCGACAGCAAGAUCUCACCGUAUCUCUCUUCGCACGCCUAUCAGUUCUGGAGACUCAACACACGUGCGUUUGACAAGGCGUUCUACUUCCGAGGAUACUCUGGUCACGCACUGCGUCUAGCCAAGUUCGCAUUCAGCGUCACGGGCGUACGACGAUGGGUGGAAAAAAUGUGCACCGCCAACUCGGUCGAGGAGCAGCAAGAGGUUUGGGACAAGAAACUUCGCUCGACGCUGAUCAAUAAACCGCUGAUCCGACUGUUUCUGUCGAACCCGGCAUUCUUGUGGAAUGCGCUGGGCGUCCCCAUGAACCAAUACCAGAUCUUCCUCAACGAGGGAGUGUCGGCGGAACAGUUUGCGAUUGAUACCUUGGAUUCGAUCCCGAGUCGAAGUCUGAUCAAGAACGACAACUACCACUACCAGCUUUGUCUGCUCCACAAAUACACCAAGCAGAGUUGUCCACUUUACCUCAAGCCGGAUGGGUUCGCUGCGUUGAAGAAGCAGGCUUUGCAAGACGGGCUUGACUCGUUCCGUCUGCAUACCGACUCGAUCGUCAACGUUCUUCGUGGCUUUGAAGACGGUGCGUUGACAAGGGCGAUCACGAUGGACCAUAUGGACUGGUUCGACCCUGUCCCUGCUUCGCGACCCGCCCCGACGAUCAAGCAAGCACGACGCGACUCGGACAAGUCUGUCUCGGACUUGGACCGCGAAAUCUGCGAACUCUCGCGUGUGAUUCGCAAGGGCGGCGCCGUCUUCUAUCGGAGCGCCGCCAAAAAGCCAUGGUACAACCACCGAUUCGAAAAAAUGGGCUUCAGCGUACAACCCGUUCACAUUCGUGAGACUGCGAAACCAAUCGACAACGUCAACAUGUAUGCUAGCUUCUACAAGGCCACCCGCCUGUAA